AUGAAAAUCCUUCAUUUUCUCACUUUACUGCUUUGGCAUUUGACUUGGUUGUCUCUGGAUCUAGUUCCUGGAGCACUGAGUAAUUCUGAAGCAGGCCAGGGUAAUCCAGGAUCUAAACUAGGUUUUUUAAAAGCAGAAGGAAAGGAGAGGAAUCCUUCCACACAGGCAGGUACACUGAGGACUGCAAGCCAUGGAUACAGAGCUGGGACCUUAAAGGCCAGAACUAAAAGCAGUGCUGUUCAGGCUGGAGCUCUGCUGGCCAAGAACGAUGACUCAAAGAAGGUACCCUCAAGAACAGCAGCCACAGAGGGCAAGGUAGGACAUGUCCCCAGCAGACCUUCUGGAGUAAGGACAGUAACUCCAAAGGUUCAAAAUCUUAGCAGCAAGGUGGCUUUGAAAAAAACUGGCACAAGCAGUACUGACAGUGAUUCUUUCAAAACCAAAAAGACUAAAGAGCGUGUAACCCAGAGGGAAGCUAAGGAAACUUUCCGACAUCCCCCGAUAACGCCACACGAAUACAUGCUCUCUUUGUACAGGACUCUCUCAGAUGGAGAAAGAAAGGGUGUUAAUGGAAGCGUAAAACUGGAGGCUGGACUUGCCAAUACAAUAACCAGCUUUAUAGACAAAGGACAAGAUGAGCGAGCAUCAACUAUAAGAAAACAAAAAUAUAUUUUUGACAUCAGUGCAUUAGAAAAAGAUGGUUUGCUGGGAGCAGAGCUUCGAAUAUUGAGAAAAAAACCUUCUGAUACAUGGAAGUCUCAUUCUUCUGGAAAAACUUCCCAAGUGAAAUUGUUUAGCUGCUCUACAAACAGACAAGCCUCAACACUCUUAGACUCUCGGACUGUCAGUAUCACUGAUACACCCAAGUGGGAAGUGUUUGACAUCUGGAAACUUUUCAGAAACUUUAAAAACUUGGUUAACUUGUGUUUUGAACUGGAAACUUUUGACAGGGGGAGAGCUGUUGAUCUCAGGAGUGUGGGAUUUAAUAGAACAGGAAGGCAGGUCAAUGAAAAGGCUCUGUUCUUGGUGUUUGGGAGGACCAAAAAAAGAGACUUGUUCUUCAAUGAAAUCAAAGCUAGAUCUGGCCAAGACGACAAAACUGUUUAUGAGUACUUGUUCAACCAGAGGCGGAAGAGAAGAGCUCCUCUAGCAACACGGCAAGGGAAGAGGCCCACCAAGAAUCUGAAGGUGAGGUGUAGCAGAAAAGCCCUCCACGUGAAUUUUAAGGAUAUGGGCUGGGAUGACUGGAUAAUAGCUCCUCUGGAAUAUGAGGCAUAUCACUGUGAAGGGCUCUGUGAAUUCCCCCUCCGAUCCCACCUGGAGCCCACCAACCACGCAGUUAUCCAGACAUUAAUGAACUCGAUGGACCCCGAAUCCACCCCCCCAACUUGCUGUGUGCCAACCCAGCUGAGCCCCAUCAGUAUCCUUUUCAUUGACUCUGCAAACAAUGUGGUCUACAAGCAGUACGAGGACAUGGUGGUGGAGUCGUGUGGUUGUAGGUAG
Molecule: messenger RNA, 1503 nt
Organism: Cinclus cinclus
Lineage: Eukaryota; Metazoa; Chordata; Aves; Passeriformes; Cinclidae
Gene: GDF5
Product: growth differentiation factor 5
Exons: 2
Coding region: 1-1503 (500 amino acids)
Biological process (GO): SMAD protein signal transduction; BMP signaling pathway
Cellular component (GO): extracellular region
Molecular function (GO): cytokine activity; growth factor activity
Source: RefSeq, a predicted model, not a curated record